Molecule: messenger RNA, 4809 nt
Organism: Larimichthys crocea (large yellow croaker)
Lineage: Eukaryota; Metazoa; Chordata; Actinopteri; Sciaenidae
Gene: sytl2a
Product: synaptotagmin-like 2a
Exons: 20
Coding region: 216-4577 (1453 amino acids)
Biological process (GO): exocytosis; intracellular protein transport
Cellular component (GO): exocytic vesicle; plasma membrane
Molecular function (GO): small GTPase binding; neurexin family protein binding
Source: RefSeq, a predicted model, not a curated record
CCUGCAGCAGCUUCAGGAUCCUGCUGCAUUUCAGCUUUAACUCAGCGAGGAGCCACAGCGAGGAGGUGAGAGGUAAACAUGUAAAACAAGCCCAGCUGAAGGAAAACAUCCAAAACCAGCAGCAGAGGAGUGGAAACAUUAGGAUGGAUAAAACACUAAGUUAACUCAGAACAAGGCGUGAGUCAGUGAGCAGUGGAAAGCUGAAGACAGCCGCCAUGAUCGAUCUGAGUUUCCUGUCAGAGGAGGAGCAGGAGACCAUCCGGUCCGUGCUGAUAAGAGACGCUCAGCUGAAAAAGGCCGAAGAGCAGCGGAUCCAGAACCUCCAGAGGACGGUCAGUGACAGGGACCGGCUGAGGUACAUGACCGGAGAAUGGUUCUACGAGACCAAGCAGCUUCGCCAUGAGGAUCGCAUCCACGGCUCCGACAUCAUCAGGGCGUCCAUGAGACAAACACACAAACCUCUGACUAUAUUGGAGCGCUCCCAGAUUCUGCCCGAGAGGCCCAGUUUUGUCAGCAGUGAAAAUGAAGAAGUGUUCGUCCCACCUGUUCUCUGUGGACUCCUUCAGGAGCCUCGCAGCAAUGAAACGUAUCAAAACCAGAACUUUUAUGAAACACUGCGAGAUAUGGAUAAACCGGAUGUACAGUCGCCCACACGGCAAAGAAAGAAUCCAUUCAACACUGAGAUCAUUGCAAGUGACACGUUUGAGGAAAAAGAGUUAUUGGACGGAGCAUUGGAUCAAACCAAGACACCGCCUGAGGAGCCUUUCCCAUCAUCUGGCAGCUCCAUUUUUUUUGCUAGUGCCCUUAAACAGGACCCCGGAUAUAAUCCGUUCACCCAGAAUGCAUAUGUUCCCAUAAACAGCUCAGUCAGCAACAAUUCUCAGGAGGUAGAUGGGCCAGAAGAUAGGGAGACUAACUUUCCUGUUAGUCCACGUGGCAUCCUCAAGCACUUGUUCACUUAUAGCCCAUUAGACUCCCCGUUCUCUCACCUGGACCCUCAGAGUCCAGUUAGUCUGAACUCUCCUACUGAGACCUGGAAGCAGGUGAGGUUCAGCUCCGUGGUCGGUCAGAGCAGCGUGGAUUGGCACGAUGGGAAGGAGCUUGGAGAGUACAGUGUGCUGGAUGUAGACUCCAUCGCUCCCUUUGAGGUGGAGAAUAAUAGGGACCUUGAGCAUACUGUCAGUACCACUGUUCGAACAGGUAGGCCUUUAGUCCGUCAGAGUAAAGUGGAUUCUCAGGAAGGUGAACAAAUCCUCCAAGAGCAAGAAGCUGGCCAACACCAGGUCCCUGGUGAUGUCUCUGAACACUGUCAAUCGGAGUUCCAAAGCCCAGCAGUGUAUGGACGAAUAUCUCCCGUUCAGGAGUCAGGUAAGCCUGUUCUCCUGGAGACAGAGCCCGAAGACGACUGUCGCUCUCGGGCCGUUAACUGGCCAACCGGACACAUCAUUCAUCACCAAACACUGCCUGAACAAAGCACUGACAUCUCUGAUGAGGCCGCCUCAGAUACCAAGCCGUCAAGCAGCUCAAAAGGUUCGUCUCAUACUGUCUCACCGAAGGCUAGACAAAGACUGCUUGGACUUUUUAGGAGAGAGAAACACAAACCUGCUCAAAAAGAAGAUGUGAAGAUAUCUACGCAGGAAGAACCGGGCAACACCCAGAAUCGCUCCCAAGUUGCUGCAGAUACAACCAAGGACAAACCGGCAAGCGUCGAACAAGAAGCUAAACCCUCUGAGACGAUGGAGGUUCGAACUCUUCAACUCACAGCAUUGCAGAACACUCCGCUUAAAGAAACUGGGACCUCGGUAGAAGCAGAAGCAGAAGCAGACACUCAACUAGAGGCAACAACAGAAGACAGAGUUGUUACAGGGAGACUACACAGUUUGAAAGGUUUCUGGAAGAGGGAAAACCGUGGUCCCAAAAUAUUUACCAGCGAAGAGACAAGGCACAAAGACAUCUUCAAGAUAACACCAGAUUUAGAUUUCCCUCAGACUAACUCUAACGUGGAGAGUAACAACAACAAUGUCUCACCACAAUCUGACAUGUCAGUUAAGGAUACCGAUGGCACAUCCCAAGAAAAUAGUCGCCUCUUUGUAGAUUCAUCUAAAGAAGACGGCACAUAUAGAGCAAAUCCAGUCGUCAUCGACGAAGAGACGGAUGACUCUUUAACGGGUUCAAUAACAGAGUCACAGAUUUAUGAACCCAAGGAAGACUUCAUCACUCCUGUGCCUUCCUCUGUAGCCUUCAACACUCCAAAACAAGAGAGGGGUAUUCCAGUUCCCCUUCCCAGACAGUCCACUUCAAGUCUUGAAGAGGACAAGCCAGCCAAGAUCGAUGAGCUCAAGCAUUUCUGGAAAAAGGAACCCAAGGUAAUUGCUGCAAGAGCCAAGGAAGCCUCAAGGAUUCCAGUACUCAGUGACAAAGUUGUUUCACCUCAGUCUGAUCUGAGGACAUCCUUAGAAAGUAGAGAGAAGUCUGAGGGUGAGGUACAAACCAGGUCUAGUGUUGUCUUGAAAUCAUUAAAAGUGACAGACAAGGGUUUUAUCAGUCCGGAAAGGUCACAUGCGGCUGAUGCAGAGGCUCAAGAAAAGCCCCUCAGUCCUAGUAAAUCUCCAACUCCAACUCCAAGAUUAAAAGACCAGGAAGAUGUGGUCAGGAGGAGUCCAUCUAAGACCUGCCACCCAAGAGUCCUACCUAGAGAAUCCUCCAGUCCUACAAAAUCCAGACUGGAAGGCUCUCCCUUGAAAACCUUUCCAAUAAACAUAAACCCCCAAACUAAGGCCGCUGAAGACCAUCAAGGGAAGGUGACACCAGUGCCAAAACCGAGGAAGACAGGCAGGCAGGAAGCGCUGACGGACGUUAAACCACUCCCUGUCCAUGUAGAGGACAGAGGGGCUUAUUUUGGUGAUGUGAAUACUUCAAGCUUGACUUCACCUCAAUCCAUAAAAGCUUCAGGGAACAAGUUGGGAACUAGCACGCCCCUUGCUAGAUCUUUCAUCCCUCAGGAUUAUCAGCACUACCUCGGGCCACAGGAGAAAGCCCAUGUUCCUCCUUUCCACCAAGACAAAGCUGCUCCUGCAGAGAGUGCUGUAGCACACAGACCACAAAACGCCCUCAGAGACCAUGUGGGGAACCACAGUGACAAUCCCGCCGAGGGGAAUCCUCCCGGAAUCAGUUCUCGGAAAGAUGGAAACUCCAGCCACGACAAAAUGACCUGGUCUCUGCCUCGGGCAAGUUCAGGCAGUCACGAUGAAACUUCUAAUCCCAUCGCGUCAGCUCUGAAACGAUUAUCUUUAAGGAGCAUGUCUUCAUCCAAAAGUGUGGAAAACCUCAUCUCAGAAACAAAUGUAGAGAGGACCCAAAAAAACUCAAGCGACCAAAUGAAUCAAAGUAUGGAUGACGUUUCUUCACUUCCUCCAUCACUCGGUACUUUGUCCAACUCGAAGCAGAUGAAAGCGAGCGCGUCGGUGCCUGCUCUUCAGCACGACGAGACCGACAGUGACAGCACUUUUGAGAACAGCUUGGGCUGCAGAAGAAACACCGGCAGCUCCAUGUCUAACAUCAGUCUUUCUUCGGGAAUGGCCUCCAUGUCGUCUAUCAGCGGCAGCAUCAGCAACAUUUACUUUGGUGACGUUGAAGUCCAGGGAAGCAUCCAGUUUGCAGUGAACUACAUCCAGAAGCUCGGAGAGUUGCACAUCUUUGUGGUGCACUGCAGAGAUCUGGCCGUGGCUGAGACCAAGAAGAACCACUCUGACCCAUAUGUGAAGUGUUACCUCCUUCCAGACAAAACAAAGUUGGGAAAGAGAAAGACCACAGUGAAAAAGAAAACUUUAAACCCGAACUUUAAUGAAAUCCUCAGGUUUAAAGUCUUAAUGGAGGUGUUGAAAACUCAGGAUUUGAACAUCUCAGUGUGGCACAAUGACACUUUUGGGCGGAACAGUUUCCUCGGCGAGGUGGACCUGGAUCUGUCAGAGUGGGACUUCAGUAACACACAGAUAAAUGAAUAUACACUAAAAGCCAGGGUCUCAGCACAAACUUCAGCGCCGUCUCCUUCACAUCUGAUGGACAGCAGAGGACAGAUGAAAGUCGCCCUGAGAUUCCUGCCGCAGACGUCCCACAGUAAGAGAACGUCGAGGAUGGAGACUGGCGAGGUGCAGAUUUGGGUGAAAGACUGCAAGAAUCUUCCUCCAGUCAGAGGAGUCAUCAUCGACCCGUUUGUGAAAUGCACCGUGCUUCCCGACACGAGCCGCAAAAGCCGCCAGAAGACCCGGGUGGUGAAGAGGACAGCCAACCCGAUGUUCAACCACACCAUGGUGUACGACGGCUUCCGGCCAGAGGACCUGAAAGAGGCCUGCGCGGAGAUCACGGUGUGGGAUCACGACCGACUGAACAAUCACUACAUCGGUGGUCUGAGGCUCGGGCUGGGGACAGGCAAGAGUUACGGGACGGAGGUGGUGUGGAUGGAUUCGACGGCAGGUGAAGCAAGUUUGUGGCAGAGGAUGUUGCAGUCUGAUGGAGAAUGGGUGGAGGAUGUUUUGCCUCUGAGAAUGUUUGUGAUGGCAAAGAGCACGUCGAAGUGAGAUCGAGUGUACAGACUACAUGCUUAAUGAGAAAUGUGGAUGUAUCAUUGUAUUAUAAAUUAAAGUACUUUAAUGUGUGUAGUCCAAACGACGUGUUCAGUUUGUGUUCGAGGAUGAAAUCUAAGUUAUAAAACAUGCAAACUGUUUCGAUCUGAGCACUAAUGAUCUGUAUAUAGUCCUGUUCUUCUGUGAUUGUGCAAUUUUAUCUUCAAUAAACGGGAUAUUAAUGUGA